GGGUAAGAGGGUACUCCUGACUGCUGCAAACCCUAGGCUUGGAGAUUCUUGAUUUUCAGAAUUAAGAACAAGCAUAUAUUGUAAUAAUCAAAGAAUAUGGGAUCCAUGAAUUCAAACAACUGGCUUUCCUUUCCUCUUUCUCCCACUCAUUCUUCCUUACCACCACAUCUGCAAACAACUCAAUUUUCUCUAGGGUUAGUGAAUGAUCAUAGCAUGGUCAACCCAUUCCAGACCCAAGAGUGGAAUCUGAUGAAUACCCACGGCAGCAGUGAAGUUCCAAAGGUUGCUGAUUUUCUGGGGGUGAGCAAAUCUGAGAAUCAGUCAGAUCUUGUUGGUCUGAAUGAAAUUCAGGCAAAUGAUUCUGAUUACCUUUUCCAAAACAACAGUCUAGUGGCAGUGGAAAACACUGCUGUAGUAGCAGCAGCCACCUCUAACAAUUAUGAAUUUCAAGAGAAUGCAAAUAGUUUGCAGUCGUUGACAUUGUCUAUGGGAAGUGGUAAAGGGUCGACUACUUGUGAAACAAGUGGAGAUAAUAGUGCAAAUACUGUCGAAGCUGCCCCUAGAAGAACUUUGGAUACAUUUGGGCAAAGAACUUCAAUAUAUCGUGGUGUAACAAGGCAUAGAUGGACAGGAAGGUAUGAAGCUCAUCUUUGGGAUAAUAGUUGUAGAAGGGAAGGGCAAUCAAGGAAAGGUCGCCAAGUUUAUUUGGGUGGGUAUGACAAAGAGGAGAAAGCAGCUAGGGCUUAUGAUCUUGCUGCACUGAAGUACUGGGGAACAUCCACCACUACCAAUUUUCCAAUCAGUAACUAUGAGAAGGAAUUGGAGGAGAUGAAGCACAUGACAAGACAGGAAUUUGUCGCCUCGAUUCGAAGAAAGAGUAGUGGCUUUUCUAGGGGCGCAUCCAUGUAUCGCGGUGUUACAAGGCAUCAUCAACAUGGAAGAUGGCAAGCGAGGAUUGGGAGAGUUGCAGGAAACAAAGAUCUUUAUCUAGGAACUUUCAGUACUGAGGAGGAAGCAGCAGAAGCAUAUGACAUUGCAGCAAUAAAGUUCAGGGGGCUUAAUGCAGUCACCAACUUUGACAUGAACCGUUAUGAUGUGAAGAGUAUUCUCGAGAGCAACACUCUCCCCAUCGGAGGAGGAGCCGCCAAACGGUUAAAGGAGGCUCAAGCCAUUGAAUCUUCAAGAAAACGGGAAGAAAUGAUCGCCCUCGGCUCCGGCUUCCAAUACGGCAGCUCAAGCUCCUCUAGCAGAUUACAAGCAUACCCUCUAAUGCAGCAGCAGCAACAGCAGCAGCCAUUCGAUCAAUCCCAACAGACUUUACUAACCUUACAAAACCCUGACAUUAAUUCUCAUCAUCAGUACACGCAAGACCCUUCAUUUCACCAAAGCUAUCUCCAAACGCAGCUCCAUCUACACCAGCAAUCCGCAGCAGCUUCAUAUCAAAAUCCCCAGUUUUACAACGGUUAUCUUCAGAACCAUCCGGCUUUGCUUCAGGGUUUGAUGAACAUGGGUCCUUCGUCGUCUGUGAUGGAGAAUACUGGAGGAUAUAUGGGGAGUGGGUUGUCAAUGGCUUCUAAUUCCACGCCGGGAAAUGCAGUGGGAUCGGCGGAUGAACUUGCGCUUGUGAAGGUUGACUACGACAUGCCCUCUGCGGGUUAUGGGGGGUGGUCGGGGGACUCAGUUCAGGGAUCGAAUCCUAAUGUUUUUUCAAUGUGGAAUGACUAGGAUGUUUGGCGGAA
Corylus avellana is the source of this 1739-nucleotide messenger RNA. Its product is annotated as AP2-like ethylene-responsive transcription factor PLT2. Gene Ontology annotation, biological process: regulation of DNA-templated transcription. Gene Ontology annotation, molecular function: DNA binding; DNA-binding transcription factor activity. Lineage: Eukaryota; Viridiplantae; Streptophyta; Magnoliopsida; Fagales; Betulaceae. The record is from RefSeq and is a predicted model, not a curated record.